AUGGGGAAACGAGUGGCUAUUGUGGGCAGCGGCUGCUCCGGCAUUGCCGCUCUAUGGGCAUUGAAGAACACAAACCGCGAGGUGCAUCUCUACGAGGCGUCAUCUAGGAUAGGCGGGCACACGAAUACGGUAGAAUAUGAGGCUCCCGAUGGCGCCAAGGUGAACGUUGACACAGGCUUCAUUGUGCUCAACUCCGCUACAUACCCCAAUUUCAUAGCCUUUCUGAAAGAAGUAGGCGUCCCAACGGUGACCACUGGAAUGACCUUUGGCGUCUCUCGUGAUGAAGGCAAGUUCGAAUGGGCAGGCACCUCGUUGUCGGCAGUCUUCGCGCAGAGAAAGAACUUGUUCAGCUUCCGCAUGUGGCGACUGAUAUUCGACAUCGUCCGCUUCAACCAAUUCGCCAUUGACCUCCUCCAGGAAGAAGAUGAGAGUGAAAAUGAUCCGACCAUGAUCAAGGCCAAGGAUUCGAGUCGACCACGCCAGGAGAGCAUCGGCGAAUACUUAGAUCGCAAUGCAUACUCCCAGACCUUCCGAGACGACUACCUGAUACCAAUGACGGCUGCCGUCUGGAGCACGAGUCCAGACAAGUGCUCGUUACAAUUCCCUGCCAUAACACUCAUCCGAUUCAUGUGGAAUCAUCAUUUACUGAGCACGAUUUCGAAACGGCCAGACUGGAUGACGAUACCUGGAGGCUCCUCUCAGUACCUCGAAAAAGUGCUAAAGGACGUCCCAGAUAAGCAGAUUCACCUGUCGAGCAAGGUGACAGCCGUGACACCACUGAAGAAUGGUUCGGUGACGCUCACGUGUAACAACCACCACGUCACUUAUGACCAUGUAAUCUUGGCCUGCCACGGAGAUCAGGCUCUUGAGAUCAUGCGGCCCUGUGCGACUGAAGAGGAGGUCAAGAUCCUCUCCGGCUUCCAAACGAGUCGGAAUGUUGCCGUUCUGCAUUCCGAUCUGUCGCUAAUGCCCCGGAGGCGGACGGCAUGGUCUGCGUGGAAUUACAUCACCGAGUCGCCAUUCCCACCAACAGGCGACGGCAACGUUUCGAAAGUCUGCCUGACGUACUGGAUGAACGACUUGCAGCAUAUCCCCGAAGACAAAUAUGGCCAGGUGUUGGUGACUCUGAAUCCACUCAAGAUGCCUGAUCCGAGGUUGUCAAAGGGUAUUUGGGAAUACUCCCAUCCACUGUACAAUGCAGCUGCCAUCCGGUCUCAGGAGCUUCUCGGUCGCAUACAGAACACGCGCGGUAUCAGCUACUGCGGCGCCUGGACCAAGUAUGGAUUCCAUGAGGACGGCUUCAGUAGCGGUCUGGCAGCGGCGCAGAAUCACCUAGGAGCGAAGCUGCCAUUCGAAUUCAUUGAUUCGACUUUCUCGAGAGGUCGUCGUCCGACCCUGAGUCUGCGGUCGCGGUUGAUCAGAGGCGUCGUUGCUAUGAUACAGCUUCUCAUCGUCACUGCGUUACACCAGUAUGCUUCGAUACUCGCCCGCCUAGACGCACAUGUGGCCAAGAGACGGAAACUGGCGUAG
Cyphellophora attinorum is the source of this 1530-nucleotide messenger RNA. RefSeq lists its product as uncharacterized. Gene Ontology annotation, molecular function: oxidoreductase activity. The coding region runs from base 1 to 1530 and encodes 509 amino acids. The record is from RefSeq and is a predicted model, not a curated record. Lineage: Eukaryota; Fungi; Ascomycota; Eurotiomycetes; Chaetothyriales; Cyphellophoraceae. The transcript has 2 exons.